Molecule: messenger RNA, 603 nt
Organism: Macrosiphum euphorbiae (potato aphid)
Lineage: Eukaryota; Metazoa; Arthropoda; Insecta; Hemiptera; Aphididae
Source: the annotation of a GenBank genome assembly
AUGGAAACCAGUGUGCGCGUGUGUAUGAGAGAGAGAGGAGCCUCUUUACGAUCACAAUCCGCGGCCCGUAGUCUUAUCGUCCGCACGAUGGCUCGCGUACCACCACUGUCAUGUCUCAUCGUACUGCCAUUGAUCACGCUUUACGCGACAUAUCACGUAAAUGCAACUAUUUUUGUACCUGAAGAAAUCCCAUCGUUGUUGUCUGUAGUUUACAGUAACAUGCCACCGAUCAAGAAAGGUACCGACUCGAAAUUGGGCGUGGGUUUUCGGCUGGGUCCGAAUGCAGACGUGCAGUUCCAGUUGGAACUUGGGCCGCAAACCAACACGUUACCCAUCGGUGGCAGUGCAGGGGCGAACACCGGCUCCGCACCCGCAGUGGCGAAUAAGAGACACGCGACCGUCGGACAGGGCAGUGGCUCAAGUGGCGGCAAGCCAAAGGACUGGCUGAACGCGUGGCGGCUGCAAAUGAGCCCUGGGUACGUGGCGGACGAUGAAAGCAAUAACGUUGUCUCCGGUGAAGUGAUGGGUAGCAGUGGCGACGGGUCCUUGGACGCGGUGGCGCACCUAAGACAGCUAUAUAAACCACAACCGAUUACCGCAUAG